GAUCUGUUUCAGAAAAGGAGUUGGAACAGUGACGUUUGGGGAAAACCUUGUUAGACCCUCCUUCACCGGCCAAUCUUCAUUCUGCUCUAUCAGAAUCGGUCCAGAGUUCACCUUCCGUUUACUGGAUUUAAUCUCCUCUCUCACCGUCAAGCUCUGCACCUCCUCCGGCUGCCCGCGCUCCCUCACGCUUCCCCGGAGGAAUGCCGACUACGGACCGAUUGAGACGUUACGCGGAAUAGCUGCCUUCUCGGAGGUGACGGGAAAUCAAACUCUACAACUUUCACACUCGACCGAAACGGGAACCUAAAGAGGAAUAACAAAUGCCCCAGCGGCCAGGAGGAGGGGAGGACUGUGUCUUCAGCAGAGGAAGCCGAUUGGACCUGAUUAACAUCCAGUACACGGGAAGGAGUUUUAACUACUAAAACGGCAUUUUGAUGUAACAAGGAAGAGGAAUGUAUGUAAUGUGUACACAUAUUUAACAAUCAGCUUCUUUUUAAACACCCUGGAUCUCAAAUGCUAAGAAAUCUGUGUCAUGUUAUUCCUGAGUUCUCUUUUAUUGUCCCACAGCUUGAGUAAGCAUUCCUACGUGUAUUAUCAGCAGUUUUAUGGCCGCGUACGUGUACUGAACCAACAAACCUCGUCUGUGUCUCGACAGUAGCAGAAUGAGCGGAGCUGAGGACGGGACGCUGAACUCUACAAGUUUAGAGGGUCUGCCGGGGAACAGCAGCGACCCCGGCCCGGCCCACGUGGAGCAGAUCCUCGUCCCGAUACUGGACGCCGUGAUUCUGGUUCUGGGAGUCAGCGGGCACACUCUCGUGAUAGUGAUUUUACGCGGGCGAUGGAGGAGACGGUCUCCUCAGAGCCCGAGGGCGGGUGCAGGGACGGACAUCCUCCUGCUGGCGCUGAGCGCUGCGGACCUGCUCUUGCUUUCCACGGUUCCCUUCCACACAGCUGCCAUCGCCAUGCAGGAGUGGCCGUUUGGGACAUUCAUGUGUCGCCUGCUUGGUUUCUUGGGUUCCGCCUGCUCCUCGGCCAGCGUCUUCACUCUGGCGACGCUAGCCGUGUGUCGGUACCUGACUGUCGUGAAGCCCAACAGGGCGUACAGCCUGCUCACCCCUCGCCGGGUGUCUGCAGUCGCUGUGCUGCUCUGGGUUCCGGCCCUCAGUCUUGGCGCUCCCCAGUUUGUCUUUCGCUCCCUCGGAACCCCAAAGAAAGACCCAGAUGGACUCGCUUGCUUCGCUUUCCUGUCUCAGCGAGACCAGCUGAUCUAUGAACUGUUUCACUUUGUCAUGGCCUUCCUGCUUCCACUGGUCACCAUCGCGGUGGCGUACGGCAGCAUCUACAUCUUCCUGUGUGGGCGUCAGCACGCCGGCAGGGCCCCCCAGGUGGAGCGCUAUCAGAGCAGAGUAACUCUGACGACGGCCAUGCUGGUGCUGGCCUUCACCGUCUGCUGGCUGCCCUCCUACGGCCUCACUCUGGCCCGACUGACGGAUAACAGCUCCACCGGAGCCUCGCCGCGUUACGGGCCCUUCAGUGUGUUUGCACGACUCAUGGCAACCUCCUCGACAGUGAUGAACCCCAUCCUCUAUGUGCUAAUGUCCCAAAAGUUCAGACAGGACCUACUGAGGCUGUUCAAGAGGGACGGACAAACAGCAAAUGUGGCGGUGGCCAUGUCUGCUGCCUGACACUGUUACUGUAUGGACCCGGAGGAAACCCUGAGAGCAACCACCCCCCUACUUGCAUGUUAAACACUAACAGCACCAUUACAUUUCUUUGCAUCCUCACUGCAUUUACUGUUAGUCAGGAUACUGUGUAAAAAGAUCACAAGGUUUCCUCUGGGGGUUACUGCUUUACAUGCACAGCAGGAGAAACCCUCCUGAAUCACACACUCCUUGCAAAACAGACUAAAGUAGAGGCAUGUUGGUAAAACAUUAACACUGAAGCUGUGUUUUUUGUGCCAAGAUAAGGUGAAUAAAGUCUCUUUGUCUCUGGACCUCUUCAUUUUUGCAUGCACUAUAUUCUCAAAGCACAGAUAAAAAACAAACUAUCAGUGUUUUCUUCUUACUUUGGCAGCAACUUCAAGAAAUAAAGUCUUCAGGUUUUGUUUUUUUUUAGAUCAAGUAGACAAGCAUUAGGAAUGGGCGAUAUUUUACCGUUCACGAUA
Messenger RNA from Cololabis saira (Pacific saury), 2164 nucleotides. RefSeq names its product delta-type opioid receptor. The transcript has a single exon. Bases 663 to 1685 code for a protein of 340 amino acids. NCBI's taxonomy places the organism in Eukaryota, Metazoa, Chordata, Actinopteri, Beloniformes, Belonidae. Gene Ontology annotation, cellular component: membrane. Gene Ontology annotation, molecular function: G protein-coupled receptor activity. The record is from RefSeq and is a predicted model, not a curated record. Gene Ontology annotation, biological process: G protein-coupled receptor signaling pathway; immune response.